AUGAACUUGCUCGUGCUGCUUCCUCUGCUCGGCCUGCUCCUGGUCGUCACGGCGGAGAUCGAUCCGCGACUCGUAGGGACAUGGACGACCAAGUCGCGGAAGGUCGUGACGGGACCGGGCUUCUACGAUCCGGUCAAUGACAAGCUGAUCGAGCCAUCGCUCACCGGCAUGUCCUACUCCUUCAGCGACGAUGGCUUCUUCGAGGAGGCUCAGUACCGCGCAGUCUCGAACCCAACGAACCCUGAGUGUCCGAAAGGAUACAUGCUCUUCCAGCAUGGGAAAUACGAAAUCCAUCCCAACGGCUCCCUCGUCUUGGACCCUACUUACUUCCAGGAUGACGGCCGCAAGUUGGAAUCAAACCCGUGCAAGGGAAAGAUGGCGACCUACUCGAGAAUCAACCAGAUCGAAACCUUCAAGAGAUACGAAGUCCAGCUCGACGAGUUCCACGGCAUACAACGACUCAACCUGUACGGACACGAUGGAGCACCGGUGAACCGCAUGUUCCUCGUCUACAAACCACCGCAGAUGCUGCCGACCAAGCACCUGAAUCCCACCGUGCACGCCUCCAAACGAAAGCGGGACGUCGUUGACGGACUGUUCAAUACUCCCUUGGACAGACAUUCUAUCCUACCACGACAGCUGCUCACAUCCGCCAAUAUGGACCGGUGGUGGUGGCUCGGCGUCGUUAUGACCUUUAUCGGCGGAAUUGCUCUCUUUUACUCCUAA
Arthroderma uncinatum is the source of this 726-nucleotide messenger RNA. RefSeq names its product ROT1 protein. NCBI's taxonomy places the organism in Eukaryota, Fungi, Ascomycota, Eurotiomycetes, Onygenales, Arthrodermataceae. Gene Ontology annotation, cellular component: endoplasmic reticulum; endoplasmic reticulum membrane. The transcript has 4 exons. The coding region runs from base 1 to 726 and encodes 241 amino acids. The record is from RefSeq and is a predicted model, not a curated record. Gene Ontology annotation, biological process: 'de novo' protein folding.